AAUUACUUUUCCACCCUCCAAUAAAAACCCUUACCCAUGCCCUCCUCAUCUCUCUUUUCCUACACCGCUAACCGGAAAUUUCUGUCGCUCUAUUCUGCUCUUGCUUUCAAAGUCAGGGUCACCGAUCCCCGACGAUUUUUGGUGGAUUUGCAGGGAUCUAUACUGGAAUUAGAAUAUUUUAGGCAUAAAAAUCAAAAUUAUUAUUAUUAUUACUUCCAUUUCGGUGUAUGCAUUUAUAAUUUGCUAAUGGUUGGUCUAAUCCAUCGCUCUCUGAAAGGGUAGAGCACGAGGAAUUAGCGUUGCAGCAGCAGCCCUGCAUCUUUAUUCAUUGUUUUCUUUUUCUUUUAUGCGUUGGCUAUGAUUAUUGAGCUGUAAGAUCGUUAGAAAUAUUAGUUAUUGAGCUGUAAGAUCGUUAGAAAUAUUAGUUUAGGCAUGAGAUCGUGCAGUGGAUGGCGUCGUUUCCUCCUUUGUUUCUCUCUGCUACUUAUCAUUUUCCAUAUCUUCUCUGUUUUUGAAUUUCAUCCCAACUCGGUUAUAGAAGCUGCCCCAAAGAAACGAAAUAAAAAGUCUGAUCAUCUGGUUCUUGGUCCUGCUGCUGGGCAAGGCUUGCCUAAUCGGUUGCAAUGCCAAGGCUCUAAAGCUCUCAACAAGUCCUAUUUCCUAACCCCUUCCAAUGCCUCUAAUGUUGGAGAUAGCAUUAGCUUUGUCACUGUCUUUACCAUUUACAGCACUUCAUUGGAUUCACAUGCUGACGAUAAAUCAUCAAAUUUGGUUACUGUUGGAAAUGUUUCAUACACUAAGAAAGAGAGGUCAAUGGCCAUUUUGAAUGUCUUCAUUAAUUUUAUUCAGGUAAUUUCUUGUGUGGAACGUUCAAGGAUUGUCACCUUGCCUACAUCUACAAGAAAUCAUCUGUAA
Messenger RNA from Hevea brasiliensis (rubber tree), 915 nucleotides. RefSeq lists its product as uncharacterized. NCBI's taxonomy places the organism in Eukaryota, Viridiplantae, Streptophyta, Magnoliopsida, Malpighiales, Euphorbiaceae. The record is from RefSeq and is a predicted model, not a curated record. The coding region runs from base 433 to 915 and encodes 160 amino acids. The transcript has 3 exons.